UGUGUUUAGUCGGAGCCACGAUAACAGGAGUAUUUUGGAGGAAUUUGUGGUUUGUUGGAAAUUUGCCCAUUCAGCGUUACUUUAUUGUUGGGAGUCAACGCCAGGGAUACAAUGAAGCUCCUCACGCAUAAUAUGCUCACUUCGAAAGCCAUCAAAGGCGUGCAAACGGGAUUCCCAUUGAAUAUUGUUGUAAAAAAGACGAAGACAGUGGAGACCGAAUUUAGCUCGGAGUUCAUUCAACGCAUGCUCCCGAAGUUGGAUUGGCCUGCUUUCCUGAAAGCAGCGCAAACGCUGGGCGUCGGUUCUCAACUACCUGAUUCGCCCCCAACGGAGACGACUGACGAGACGGUCCUACGCUCGAUACACCAUGCUCUAGUGGAAGUUGAGGUUAUCGAGGGCGAGCUCAUCUGUCCAGAAACAGAGCGCAAAUUCCCUAUAUCCAAUGGCAUACCCAACAUGCUUCUCAACGAGGACGAGAUUUGAAGGUAGCGGGUUGAAAAGCGUUCUUCCUGGAGCCACAAGAAUCAUCAGUUGAAUGUAAUCAAUGAACCCGGAUCUCGCAGCGCUUUGAGAACCAGAGUUCUCUUGAAUUGCACUCAUUACCCAUAUGUGUAUUAUCAUGCCUACAUCAAAAUACCGUGAACGGUUGUCA
Galendromus occidentalis (western predatory mite) is the source of this 652-nucleotide messenger RNA. It is a transcript of the gene Trmt112, whose product is annotated as tRNA methyltransferase subunit 11-2. Gene Ontology annotation, biological process: peptidyl-glutamine methylation; rRNA (guanine-N7)-methylation; tRNA methylation. Gene Ontology annotation, molecular function: protein heterodimerization activity. The coding region runs from base 112 to 483 and encodes 123 amino acids. Lineage: Eukaryota; Metazoa; Arthropoda; Arachnida; Mesostigmata; Phytoseiidae. The record is from RefSeq and is a predicted model, not a curated record. The transcript is spliced from 3 exons.